CACAUAUACACAUAUAUAUAUAUGUAUAGCAAUUCUGGGAAGGAGAUAUACAUAUGCAAGGCAGUGAAGUAUGGGGGAAGAAGUGAAGCUGUUGCAGAAAUGGUCAAGCCCAUUUAGUUUAAGAGUGGUGUGGGCAUUGAAACUCAAAGGCAUAGAGUAUGAAACAAUAGAAGAAGAUCUCUCCAACAAAAGUCCUCUUCUUCUUCAAUCAAAUCCUGUUUACAAGAAGAUCCCUGUCCUCAUUCACAACGGCAAACCACUGUGUGAAUCACUUGUCAUCAUCGAGUACAUUGACGAGACAUGGAAACAGUAUCCUUUGCUGCCACAAGAUCCUCAUGACAGAGCCAAGGCACGCUUCUGGGCAACAUUUGGGGAUGAUAAGGUGCUGGCAAGAAUGUGGUCUUCAUUUACAAGCCAAGGUCCAGAGCAAGAGGAAGCUCUGGCUGCAGCCACUGAAAACUUGAAGUUCUUAGUAGAAGAGCUGCAAGGAAAGAAAUUUUUUGGUGGAGACAAGAUUGGGUUUGUGGAUCUUGCAUUGGGUUGGCUUACUAACAUGCUCGGUGCUAUGGAAGAGGUAAACGGAAUCAAAAUUGUUGAUGAGCAGAGAUUUCCUCGGUUAUCAGGUUGGUUGCAAGACUUUUCAGGUGUUCCAAUUAUUAAAGAAAACUUCCCACCUCAUGAUAAAUUAGUCACCAGGUUCCGCAUCUUCCGGGAGAAAUUCAUCUCAGCUGCAGCUGCAUCCAAAUGAUUCACACUCUCAAUUGUUUCAGUGCAAAUGCUUGUACUACUAUAAGCAUUAUGAAAUAAGCAAGCAUUAAGAGUGAAUAGAAGGAUAUGUUUUCUAAACUAAUAUGAUAUUGUAAUAUUUUAGCGAAAUAAGAUAACAAUAUUUAGCCUUCUCAGGCCAAUUAUAUCCAUUAAUUUAAUUGAGUGAUGCCU
Molecule: messenger RNA, 939 nt
Organism: Carica papaya (papaya)
Lineage: Eukaryota; Viridiplantae; Streptophyta; Magnoliopsida; Brassicales; Caricaceae
Source: RefSeq, a predicted model, not a curated record